Aspergillus vadensis CBS 113365 is the source of this 1327-nucleotide messenger RNA. Its product is annotated as short chain dehydrogenase. The record is from RefSeq and is a predicted model, not a curated record. The transcript has 4 exons. NCBI's taxonomy places the organism in Eukaryota, Fungi, Ascomycota, Eurotiomycetes, Eurotiales, Aspergillaceae. Bases 288 to 1064 code for a protein of 258 amino acids.
CGAAACCGACCUUUUCCCUUAUCUCCAACUAAGAGAAGAAGCGGGGUAAGCUGGGCUGCCUUGCCUGCAUCAUGUCAUACUCUCUCUCUCUCCCUCCUCCUUUCUCUUGAGCUGUGACACAAAGUAUCGUAUUUAAGGUAUAUAAGAAAAGAGAGUUGAUCGUCCAUCCAUCUCUACCAACCCAACUACCUCUUCAAGGAAUCUUCGAAUAAUAAUUUAAGUUACACUUGCUACCGGUAUUCUACUACUGCUUAAUUGAAAGAGUAUACUAUACAUAACUUAUCGAAAUGACGAAACAACUCGCUCCGGGCGCCCGACUGGAAGGGAAGGUUGCUAUUGUUACUGGAGCCGGAUCCGGUUUCGGCGCUGCCAUCGCGCAGCGCUUCGCCUCCGAAGGAGCCAAGGUCAUCGUGGCGGAUAUCAGUGCCGAAGGGGGCCAAAAGACGGCCGCCGCCGAUCCGGAGAAUAUCGUGUUUGAGCAGAUGGACGUAACCAAGGCAGCGGAUUGGAAGCGCAUUGUGGAGAAGGCGGUGUCGUUGUUUGGGAAGUUGGACGUAUUGGUGAAUAAUGCGGGGACAACGUAUCGGAAUAAGCCGACACUGGAAGUCACCGAGGACGAAUGGGAGCGAGUGUUCAAUGUGAACGUCAAGGGAGUUUAUCUGGGCAGUCAGGCAUUCGUGGCUCGGGUGAUUGAGCAGGGCCAGGGCGGGUCGAUCAUUAAUAUCUCGUCGACGGGAGCGUCGAGACCACGGCCUGGGUUGGUGUGGUAUAAUGCGUCCAAGGGGGCGGUUUCGAAUGCUACCAAGGGUCUGGCGGCUGAGUAUGGACCGCAUAAUAUCCGUGUCAAUUCGGUCGCUCCUCUUCUGUCGGCUACGCCGUUGUUCUCCGUAUUCACAGGAAUGGAAAAUACGCCGGAGAACUGGGAGAAGUUCAUCGGAAAUGUGCCGUUGGGUCGUCUCACGGAGGGGGAUGACAUCGCGAACAUUUGUCUGUAUCUGGCCAGUGAUGAGGGACGGUUUAUCAACGGGACGGAGAUGGUCAUUGAUGGUGGCAAGUGUAUCUGAGUGGUGAGACCGGUCAUUUGCGACGAUUGAUAUGCAGAAUUGCAUGAUGGCAACGUCCUGUAUGUCGACAUAGCGAAUGCUCUCAGCAAAUCGAAACCAGCACACAAUCCUACUUCUUGGCCGCGUAGUGUAGGGAGUUUUGGUUGUAGCUGUACUCACCUGUUAAGUCCAAGAAGAAGGAUCAAAUAGAGAAAUAUCCUCUUCUAACAGGCCCAUCAUGUGCUGGUUUCCCGAGAACCAGUUCCCCAGUUGGCUGGUCUGAG